AUGAAUUCAGAUUGCAAGCAAAUAUCAGUAUCACUUGCCAGCAUCCAUUUUAAAAAUGCAGGCAACUACUAUCUUGUCGUCGAGUUCCAACAUCCACCACAUCUGCCCGUUACCUACACAACGGAUGUGUCCAGCAAAACAAAAACGCCAGUCUAUACCAAUCAGCCAUACGUGUUUGAUAUGGAUGGAUACUCGAAUGAAAACACUACGCACAAACUCGACACAUUUUUAAAGGCUACCAACAAGCGUGCAGAAGUAGUAGCUCAAACCCAAUUGAGUUGUGCAGAGUCAACUCCUCAACCGCCUAUGCUUGUUAUUUCUGCUUGGCAAGUUGUAAGAAGAAUCCAAUCCACGUCCACCGCAUCACAAGAUCCAAAUGGACUGCCAGAACAUCGAGGCAGCGCAAAAAUAUUUUUAAAUGAUAUAUGGUCCACGUUGGAACAUAACAUGCAGAUGGAUAUUGAGAGUAGAAUGUGGCCGAAUCUCAGUCAUGACAAUGAUACAACUCGAUUUCAGCAUGGUCAUGAUAUAAGUGAGAUGAAGCAUUCACAAUCACCUGUAGCAACGUUGACAGUACAGCUAAGAUUGAUCAACACAGUCAAGCCCAUUAUAGAAACUGUGCUACAUGAUCACUCCAUAUCAAUUGUAUCAAGACCAAGUUCGGUAAAAUCUACAACUCGGUCAAACAUGGAUCCUUUUCCAACAUCCAAAUCAUCUAUAAAAGCUUCAAGACCAUCAAGUUCAUUUCAGUUUAAAUCUCUAGUUGCUCAUUGCAACCAUCAUACUCUUUUGAUUGAAACUUUGAUCAAAGAUGUGCAAACGCGAUCAGAGACCAUCAAAAAGCUUGAGCGAGAUUUGACUAGACUACGACAAGCCAAUACUCACCAGGCCGACACGAUUCAAACCCUCCAGCAACGGCUUGAACAUGUCGAAUUAGACACGCAACGCUGUCUUAAAACUGUUGAUAUUGAUUUGGUAUCUGAUACCGAAUUGAGGCGGAGAUAUGAUAUCCUUUUUAGCUUGAUGAAAUCAAAAAGAAUUACAAUUUGGCUUUGUCCUUGA
This is a messenger RNA of Batrachochytrium dendrobatidis JAM81, 1062 nucleotides long. RefSeq lists its product as uncharacterized. The transcript has a single exon. The record is from RefSeq and is a predicted model, not a curated record. Lineage: Eukaryota; Fungi; Chytridiomycota; Chytridiomycetes; Rhizophydiales. Bases 1 to 1062 code for a protein of 353 amino acids.